Messenger RNA from Penaeus indicus, 669 nucleotides. Its product is annotated as zinc finger protein 84-like. The transcript has 8 exons. Lineage: Eukaryota; Metazoa; Arthropoda; Malacostraca; Decapoda; Penaeidae. The record is from RefSeq and is a predicted model, not a curated record. The annotation marks the transcript as partial.
UGUCUGCAAAGCCUCAUUGAUCAACUAGAGAAGCUGUCAUCACACUCCCUGGAGGCCCAUCAGCUGGAGACACCCGUUACAUGUGUCCACAGUGUCCACGUACCGUCCCCAAAUUCACACUAUGACAACCACCAGCGUAGGAAACAUCAGAAACUGCCAGGGUGCCCUAAGUGUAGAAAUUAUAUGAAUCCAGCCACCACUACCCCUUUGGACUCGUCACAUGUUGGUCCACUCAACACCCACUUCCUUUUUCAUGCGACGAGUGUGACAAGAAGUUUCAAAGACCAAGUAGUGUCAUGUAGUGUGCUUGCAAGUGGUCCAGAUCCUAAACUGGCCACAGGUCUAGAACACAAGCUGGCUGUGCAAUCCCAUAGCCAGUCGUUCUGUAGCAGCAUUGCAUUGCUGAAAGCAAAUCUUGAAAGCCAACCAAGCUUCACACAGAAACCGACCCUUCUCGGUAUGGCCUGUAUUCACAGCCAGGGGCAGUUAGCAAUGCACAAAGAAAACCACAAUGGUGAAAAGCCACAUAAAUGCCAGUACUGUGAAAAGGAAUUUCUGCGGAGAGAAGUACUACGUAACAUGAACAUAUGCAUACGGAUACACGUCCACUACACGUGCUUCCUACGUGUGAAAAAGUUUCAGAGAUCAAGAAAGCGCAAGGUUGCAUGA